Vicugna pacos (alpaca) is the source of this 3869-nucleotide messenger RNA. The record is from RefSeq and is a predicted model, not a curated record. NCBI's taxonomy places the organism in Eukaryota, Metazoa, Chordata, Mammalia, Artiodactyla, Camelidae.
AAGCGAGCAGCAUGUGCUCGCUGGGGCCAGUGGGGUGGCUGUGCUGGGCACCCAGCUCUGGUGCUGAGCUCGGUUCUGCUUUGGUUCCUGUUGCUGUUUUUCCUUCUCUGUCAACCAGAGCAGGUCUUCUGGCCUUGAGUGGCGCUAACAGGUGAAGCCAAAAACCUUCCCACUUACCCGGGGCCAAACAAGAUGCGAGACUGUUACUGCACUGUGAACCUGGACCAAGAGGAGGUUUUCAGGACCAAAAUCGUGGAGAAAUCGCUCUGCCCCUUCUAUGGAGAAGACUUCUACUGCGAGAUCCCGAGGAGCUUCCGCCACCUGUCCUUCUACGUUUUCGACAGAGACGUGUUCCGGAGGGACUCCAUCAUAGGAAAGGUGGCCAUUCGGAAGGAGGACCUGCCGAAGUACCACAACAGGGACACCUGGUUCCAGCUGCAGCACGUGGACGCGGACUCCGAGGUGCAGGGCAAGGUCCACCUGGAGCUGAGGCUGAGUGAGGUCAUCACUGACUCAGGCAUCGUCUGCCACAAGCUGGCCACGCGGAUCCUUGAGUGCCAGGGCCUCCCCAUCGUGAACGGGCAGUGUGACCCCUACGCCACGGUGACACUGGCAGGACCGUACAGGUCGGAAGCAAAGAAGACAAAAGUGAAAAAGAAGACCAACAACCCCCAGUUCGACGAAGUGUUUUACUUUGAGGUGACCCGACCCUGCAGCUACAGCCGCAAGUCCCACUUCGACUUCGAGGAGGAGGACGUGGACAAGCUUGAGAUCCGGGUGGACCUCUGGAACGCCAGCAACUUGAAGUUCGGGGACGAGUUUCUGGGAGAGCUGCGGAUCCCACUCAAAGUGCUGCGGCAGUGUAGCCCCUACGAGGCCUGGUACUUCCUUCAGCCCCGAGACAAUGGCAGUAAGAGCCUGAAGCCGGGGGACCUGGGGUCUCUGCGGCUGAACGUGGUCUACACAGAAGACCAUGUCUUCUCCUCCGACUACUACGGCCCGCUGCGGGACCUGCUGUUGAGGUCUGCGGACGUGGAGCCCGUCUCGGCGUCUGCAGCCCACAUCCUGGGCGAGGUGUGCAGGGAGAAGCAGGAGGCGGCAGUCCCGCUGGUGCGGCUCCUCCUGCACUAUGGCCGGGUGGUGCCUUUCAUCUGCGCUAUCGCCAGCGCCGAGGUCCGGCGGACCCAGGACCCCAACACCAUUUUCCGAGGAAACUCACUGACAUCCAAGUGCAUCGACGAGACGAUGAAGCUGGCAGGGAUGCAGUACCUGCAUGACACCCUUAAGCCCACCAUUGAGGAGAUUUGUCAGAGUCACAAGUCCUGUGAGAUUGACCCCGUGCGGCUGAAGGAACAUGAAAGCCUGGAGAGCAACAUGGAGAACCUGCGGCAGUAUGUUGACCGCAUCUUCAACGUCAUUACCAAGUCGGGGGUGAGCUGCCCCACUGUCAUGUGUGACAUUUUCUUCUCCCUGCGAGAGGCAGCCGCCAAGCGCUUCCAAGACGACCUGGACGUGAGGUACACGGCCGUCAGCAGCUUCAUCUUCCUGAGAUUCUUCGCUCCAGCCAUCCUGUCCCCCAACCUCUUCCAGCUCACGCCCCACCACACGGACCCGCAGACGUCCAGGACGCUGACUCUCGUCUCGAAGACCAUCCAGACCCUCGGCAGCCUGUCCAAGUCCAAGUCUGCCAGUUUUAAGGAAUCCUACAUGGCUGCAUUUUAUGAAUUCUUCAAUGAGCAGAAAUACGCUGACGCAGUGAAAAACUUCUUAGAUUUGAUCUCAUCCUCUGGGAGAAGAGACCCCAAGAGUGUGCAGCAACCCAUCCUGCUUAAGGAAGGGUUCAUGAUUAAGAGGGCACAGGGCCGAAAACGCUUUGGGAUGAAGAAUUUUAAGAAAAGAUGGUUCCGCUUGACAAACCAUGAAUUUACCUACCAGAAAAACAAAGGAGACCCGCCCCUCUGCAGCAUCCCCAUCGAGAACAUCCUGGCAGUGGAGACGCUGGAGGAGGAGUCCUUCAAGAUGAAGAACAUGUUCCAGGUCAUCCAGCCUGAGCGGGCAUUGUACAUCCAGGCCAACAACUGCGUGGAGGCCAAGGCCUGGAUUGACAUCCUCACCAAAGUGAGCCAGUGCAACCAGAAGCGGCUCACAGUCUACCACCCGUCCGCCUACCUCAACGGCCACUGGCUAUGCUGCAGGGCCUCCUCGGACACAGCCACCGGCUGCACCCCCUGCACCGGCGGCCUCCCAGCCAACAUCCAGCUGGACAUCGACGGGGACCGGGAGACGGAGCGCAUCUCCUCCCUCUUCAGCUUGUACAUGAGCAGACUGGAGAAGAUGCAAGAGGCCUGUGGGAGCAGGUCCGUGUACGACGGGCCGGAGCAGGAGGAGUACUCCACGUUCAUCAUUGACGACCCCCAGGAGACCUACAAGACCCUGAGGCAGGUCAUCGCUGGGGUCGGGGCCUUGGAGCAGGAGCACGCGCAGUACAAACGGGACAAGUUCAAGAAAACCAAGUAUGGGAGCCAGGAGCACCCCAUUGGAGACAAGACUCCCCUGCUCCACGCGUGCGCACACCGUGACCUGACCCGCCUUCACCCUCUCCUCCCCGCUUCCCCGCAGGGAGCACCCCAUUGGAGACAAGAGCUUCCAGAGCUACAUCAGGCAGCAAUCUGAGAUCCCCACCCAUACCAUGUGAAGCCUCCAGGACGCCCGGCCCAGGACGCCCCUGAGCCGCACCAGGGAGGCCCAUGCUUGGGAAGGAGGAGGGAGAAUCGCCCCGGGAGUGGCGGGAGCCGGUGAGGGGUCCGCACUCCAGCCGCUCACAAGACGGCAGGCGUUGAGCUCGUGAAUUUCCAGGACUCCUGGGCGGCUGCCGGAGUAGCUGUGCACCUGAUUCCACCCAGGCAGGGGACCCGAGCUGGCCUCUCUGGAACAGGUGCUGGGGACUGCACGUCCUCUGCAGAGCAUGUGUUCCUGCGUCCUGUGCACUCUCGCCCCUGCUGGUCUCUGGGGGGCCGCACUCUCUAGCGCUCGGCCUCGACUCAGCUGGACACUGUUAGCAUCACUCUUGUCCUAUGAGCCUCCUGCCCCAGCAGCCACAGGAGCCGGUGACGGGCUGAGCUGGGUGUCCACCCAGCCCCCACACCAAGCAGACUGGUGUUGUUUGCUGCCAGUGGGGCUGAAAGUAGAACCCACGUUCGCUGCCCCAGUGGACGUCUGGGGAGACUGUACACAUAGAAUGCACAUUAUUUUCAAGCUGGUUUUCUUAACGUUCUUAAAGGACUUUUUAAUUAGCUCCUUGACAUCAAGUAACUCAGAGCAUCCAAACCUGCUCCUUUCAGGGGGUUGGGAUACCCCCAGAGGACGAAGAAGGGAACAGAGGUGUCUCACGGCAGCCAAACAAAGGUCCUCAGAGAAAACAGAGGGAGGGGUGGAGCCCUGGGCCCGUGGGGUGCAGACACCUGAGCCGGGAGCACGUCUCUCUGAAGCCCUGAAGGCUGCGAGCACUGCUUUGCACUGGAGUCGGGGUCCUGCCUCGGGAUGCAGCCAUCAGCCCCCAGCUGUUGCUGACUUCCCCCCAGCGGCCCUCACGGCUUUUGGCGAGCCCUGUUCAGACAUGGAGGACCAGGGGCCUGUGCCCUCUGUCUGCCUUUUGCAGGUACUGUGUUCAGACUCACAGUGGCGUUACCUGUUCUCACAAAAAUGGUGGAAAAUGUUGCAAAAAAGAAACUUGGGACACAUAGCUAUUAGGCUGCACAAAACUGCAAUUUUUAACAUGGAUUUAUAACUUAAUGUUUCUGUUUAUAAGAUACUAAUGAUUUGCAAUGUAUUUUACUGGUCAAUUAAAAUAGACGUUUUAUUCUUUCUGA